Molecule: messenger RNA, 1995 nt
Organism: Tauraco erythrolophus (red-crested turaco)
Lineage: Eukaryota; Metazoa; Chordata; Aves; Musophagiformes; Musophagidae
Gene: PTCD1
Product: pentatricopeptide repeat domain 1
Biological process (GO): tRNA 3'-end processing
Cellular component (GO): mitochondrial matrix
Molecular function (GO): tRNA binding; protein binding
Source: RefSeq, a predicted model, not a curated record
CAGGCGUCCUGCAAACUGCCCGGUGGCGACCUGAGAGCGAUCGAUGGUGGCAGCUGCGCUGAAGCUGUUGGCAAGGAGGAGGAGGAGGAGGAGGAUGAAGGCGUGGAGUUCGGGACGCUGUCUAAUAAAUUUUCUUCUCGAAAAUAUUACCGCAAAAGCACAUCACGCUCGCAGAACUUAAAGCUCCAAGAAGGGGGCGAGGAAGAACCGGAAAGAAGACCUCGGCGCCGUCGCAAGAACACCCCGUACUGGUACUUCCUAAAAUGCAAGGCCCUCCUCAGGGAUGACAAGCUGGCGGAGGCGCUGGAGCUGUUCGAGGUGCAGAUGCUGAAGGAAGAGCGCGUGCAGCCGGAAGAAAGCAAUUACACCGUUCUCAUCGGCGGGGGGGGCCGGGUCGGCUACGUGAAAAAGGCGUUCAGGCUCUACAACGACAUGAAAAAACGAGGCUUAGCUCCCACCGAGGCCACGUACACAGCCCUGUUCAACGCCUGUGCCGAGUCGCCGUGGAAGGACUCGGGGCUGCAGAGCGCGCUCAAACUACGGCAGCAGCUCAAGAGCAAGAACGAGGAGCUGAACUUGAUCACAUACCACGCACUGCUGAAGGUCUGCGCCCUCUGCUCAGACCUCAGGAUGUGCUUUGAGGUGGUGAAGGAAAUUGUGAACAAGGGCCAUGUUCUCACAGCCGAGACCUUCAGCUUCCUCCUCAUGAGCUGCAUAAAGGACAGUGAAAAUGGCUUCCGAUAUGCCUUACAGGUUUGGAGACAAAUGGCUGAACUCGGAAUAAAGGCCGACAGCCACUCUUACAAUUUGAUGCUGCGCGCUGCGAGAGACUGUGGGAUAGGCGAUCCGGUCGUGGCUUCGGGACUCCUGCUUGGACCCGCCCGGGAGAACUCAUCUCAGCUAAGGCUUGCACCCGGCAGGCAGAAGGAAAAGGGGAAAAGUCAGAGGAAGAAGGGAUCAGAGAGUGUGGCUGCUGUGCAGCUGGACGUGGAAGCUCUGGAAAAGCAGUUGUUUCAGGAGAGUUGGGUACAGCCUGGAGAACUGAUCCAGCAACAAAACAGCCAUGUGAAUCAGGCUGAAACAGAAGCAGCUGGUCCCAGCAGCACCAGCGUGGCUCACAGCAGGACUGGAGCGUUGGUGAGGAGAGGCCAGAACGAGUUGGAGCAGGAACAGAAGCAGCAUUCCCUGCCCAACCUGCUGGAUUCCAGGAUGUCUGACGCAGCCGUAGUUUCCCUGGGGACAGUGGCCACACGGUCAGAUAGACUGGCUCUGAUGGGGGACGUGGAGGGCUUCUUGAACAAAAUGAAAGAGGAUGGCGCAGAACCCAACAUUAAAACGUUCACAUUACUGGCUGAACUGGUGGAACCCCACAGCCCCUCAGAGUCCUCUUUGCUGGCACUCCUAGAUGAGCAUAAAGUGAAAGUAGAUGUGACUUUCUUUAACACUUUAAUAAGGAAGAAAAGCAAACAGGGAGACCUGGAAGGAGCAAAGAGUGUGCUGCCAGCUCUAGUGAAGAGGGGACUGUCACCCAACCUCCAGACGUUUUGCAACUUGGCCAUCGCUUGCCGCCAGGAGAAGGAUGGGCUGCAGCUGCUCUCAGAUUUGAAGAGGUCUGGAGUAACUCCCAACAAGUACAUCUACAGCACCCUCAUUGCUGGUGCUGUGAGGCAGCUGGAUUACAGGUACCUCACGGAGAUCCUGCGAGACAUGAGGAAUAACCAGGUGCCUCCCAAUGAAGUGAUCAUACGCCAGCUGGAGUUCGCAGCACGGUACCCUCCGAAAUUCGACAGGUACAAGUCAAAGAACCCGUAUCUGGAGAAAAUUGAUGGUUUCCGUGGCUACUACUAUCGGUGGUUAAAAGUAAUGGCAGGAGAGGAGACUCCCCACCCCUGGGAAAAGUACAGAACAGCAAAACCUGCAGCAGAGGCCAGUAAGGACGAGGCUGUGCAGGAGCAGCCAGGGCAGAAGGAGCAGUCAGGGCAAAAGGAGCAGUGA